CGAAAAUACACUAAUAAUAUCCCCUAGCCAGCAAUGUCUGCCCUCCUUGUGUUUGGGGGACUGCUAUUCCUGCUAGUAUUUGGACUUGCUUUGCAGUGCAGUGAUGCAGCAGCUCUUCUUGUUCCCAGUGCUGCUGAACAUCCUGCUAAUUGCACGGAGCGUGAGAGAAUGGCCCUUCUUGAUUUCAAGAAGCACAUCACUGAUUCAAGCAACCUCCUAUCUUCUUGGGUGGGACAAGACUGUUGUUCUUGGGAUGGUGUUCACUGUGACAACACAACUGGCAACAUCAUAGGACUGGCCCUUGGCCAGCAGGGAUCAGAAGAUUUCUACAUGCCACUGGGAGGUGAGAUCUCUCCAUCUUUGCUUCAACUUCAACACUUGAGUUAUCUUGAUUUGAGUGGGAAUUUCUUCAGUGACCCAAACAUUCCAUCAUUCAUCAGCCAGUUCAAGGAGUUGAGUUACCUCAACCUCUCUAAUGCUGGAUUUUACGGACUCAUUCCUGCUAGUUUUGGAAAUCUCUCAAGUUUGCACACUCUUGAUCUCUCACACAAUAAUCUUUUUAUUUCUGAGCCUGCACACCAUGAAUGGCUUUCUCAUCUUACUUCAUUGAAACACCUGGAUAUGAGUGCUGUACCCUUUGGCGAUAACUCAUCUAGUAGCAGCUUGUUCCUAACUCUCAACAAGCUUCCUUCCAUAAAUGAGAUACGCAUGUCCAACUGUGAGUUAGAAAAGUUCCCUCUUUCCCUUCCUCAUCUCAACUUUUCAUCUCUAUCCAUUCUUGAUCUCUCUUUCAACUAUAUCAAUUUCUCGGGGAUUUCCUGGGUGUUCAACAUCAAGAGCCUUCAAUAUCUAGACCUCAAUUUCAAUGUUCAUCACGUCACCAGGAUCCCACGUCUCGGUGUGCAAAGUCGUUAUAUUCCUAAGAUACAAUAUAGCAAGAUAAGCAUACCUGAAAGCUUAGGCAGUCUCUGCAGCUUGCGAACUCUAGACUUAUCUUGGUUGAAUAUCAGCAAGAAACUGGUUGAACUUGGAUCUAUUUUCUCUGGCUGUCUUAAGCAUAGUCUCACUCGUUUACAAUUAAGAUAUGCUAAUCUUGAUGGAGAUAUACCAGACUGGAUCGGGGACAUCAAGAAUCUCAAGGUUCUUGAUCUCUCAACCAACUCACUCUCUGGCUCUGUUCCUUUAUCCCUAGCAAGGCUUUCUUUUUUAGAGGAAUUAUUUCUUGUUUCUAAUCAACUAACAGGAUCAUUACCAGAGGAGAUUGGAAAUCUUGCAGAGCUAGUACAUUUGGAUCUUUCUCAUAAUCAGAUGUGUGUUAUUAUAUCUGCACAACACUUCACUCGACUAAAGAAAUUAGAAACACUAGCUAUGUCUGGUAAUUCAUUGGUUUUCAAUGUGAGUUCUAAUUGGGUUCCUCCUUUUCUCCUCAAUGAAUUAAGAAUCAGGUCCUGUUCAGUUGGUCCGGAAUUCCCAACAUGGCUUCAAACACAACACAAAUUGGAAGUACUUACAAUGUCCCACAAUAGAAUCUCCAGCACUGUGCCUGAUUGGUUGUGGAACUCGACUACUCACAACCUCGUUGAUUUAGACCUCUCUGAUAACCAGAUUCAGGGGAUGAUCCCUGAAUUCUUAACUUUCACUCACAUGGAAAACCUUGAUCUUUCUUCAAAUUUGUUCUCAGGUCCUUUACCAGAUCUCCACAUGCAUAGCCCCUUCUUCUCUUACAUAGAUCUUUCUAAUAACUCUUUUUCAGGUCACAUCCCUCGAAUUAUAGUAAAUAACACCACUUUAUUUCCUUAUUUUGGAAUCUCAAUUUCAAUGAACAAAUUACAUGGCAGGGUUCCUGAUUGGUUGUGUCAAGUGAAGGGACUUGAAUUCAUCGAUAUCUCUAAAAACCAUUUAUCAGGUGAGCUCCCUGAUUGCUGGUUGGAUUCAUUUACACUAUCAAAUAUAAAUUUGGCAUACAACAACAUAUCUGGAUCUAUACCAGAUUCAAUAUGUCAUCUUCGUGGUUUGAACUCACUACUGUUGAGCCAUAAUAGAUUGUCUAGCGAGUUCCCUAAUUCCUUGAAGAACUGCAGUCAAUUGAUCGUUCUUGAUCUUGGCUAUAACAGCUUCAUUGGAAGCAUACCAACAUGGAUAGGAGAAUGCCUGUCAUCUUUAAUGGUUCUCAUCUUAAAGUGGAAUGCCUUUGCUAAUCACAUCCCACAAGAAAUUUCUCACCUCAAGAAUCUGCAAAUACUCGAUUUGUCAAGCAAUAAUCUCUCAGGUCCUAUUCCAAAGGGUUUGAGCAACUUGACCGUCAUGCAAAUGCUUCCAGAGACUACUAAUUGGUUACCCAUUUUGCUCCAAAAUAGUGAAACUGUGUUCUUGAGUUUUAGGGGAAGGGAAGAUGCGUAUGGUGAAAAUCGUAUUGGAUAUGUAAAUUACAUUGACUUUUCCAGUAAUAAGUUGUUAGAGAACAUCCCUGAAGAGCUAACAAGUUUGUAUGGUCUUCAAAGUUUAAACCUCUCUGGAAACACUUUAGAAGGUGAGAUUCCAGACAAAUUGGGCAGAAUGAAGCAGCUACAAUCACUAGACUUAUCAAGAAAUGAACUCUCAGGGAGUAUACCAGCAACUUUAUCAAAUUUGGCUUUCUUGAGCCUCUUCAAUGUAUCUCAUAACAACUUAUCAGGAAGGAUACCAUCAGGAAGAGCCAAGUAAUGGAAAUGAUGAAGAUGAUGGGAUGCUAUGGAUGUACAUUGGAUCUUUAUCAGGGUUUGCAAUGGGAUUCUGGACUCUUUGGGGUGUCUUAGCAUUCAAGAAGAAGUGGAGGUAUGCCUAUUUCCGUUG
Molecule: messenger RNA, 2832 nt
Organism: Dioscorea cayenensis subsp. rotundata (Guinea yam)
Lineage: Eukaryota; Viridiplantae; Streptophyta; Magnoliopsida; Dioscoreales; Dioscoreaceae
Product: receptor-like protein EIX2
Exons: 2
Coding region: 34-2703 (889 amino acids)
Molecular function (GO): protein binding
Source: RefSeq, a predicted model, not a curated record